Pezoporus occidentalis (night parrot) is the source of this 1401-nucleotide messenger RNA. It is a transcript of the gene MAB21L4, whose product is annotated as mab-21 like 4. The record is from RefSeq and is a predicted model, not a curated record. NCBI's taxonomy places the organism in Eukaryota, Metazoa, Chordata, Aves, Psittaciformes, Psittacidae.
GAGAGGAAUGGGAGACCACAGCAUCGUCCUGUUGUGACCCACUGGAUGAGCAUUCCUUAUCACACCCUUGGACUGCCUGGCAGGCCACGGUGCGACUUGGUUCUCUGCCCUGGGUCUACCCUGGGAGGACAUGGUGCUCCCACCAGCUCUCCCUGGCAUGUGCCCAGUGGCGGCGCUUGUCAACGCCUGGCUGUGACUUCCCUCCACCCACCCUUCACUGCUCCCAGCCCUGCUCUCCCUGCCCACAUACUUUAGCUCCUGCUCUGAGCAGGCUUGGGACAACAGCAGAGCUGCCAUGGCAGCCAGAGCUUCCCACUGGCACAGCUCCCUCAGGGCCACCAUGCCCCAUGAGAGGCAGUGGCUGGAACAUUUCCAUCAGGCCGAGGAUGUCCUGCUGACCCUGCUGGAGGAUGCCCAUGCCAGGGAGCCCUGCUUCCUUGUGGACUAUGCCAGGAACUUGGAAGCCUUCGAGUUCUCUCUCUGUGCCUCCAAGGAUGCUGUCACUAUGGAAGUUCCCCUGUGGACUCACAGUGAUGCCCUGCAGGUGCUGGUGUACUGGCCUGGGGACACCCCAGUCAGGCACCAUCUGGGACUCGACACCUGUGGUAUCUGGAAGUGUUCUGGGGAGGACUUGGAGGACUGGACCAGUGCUCUGUGUGUGAUGGAGCAGGAGGGUGGUGCGGGGUGCCUGGUUCCAGUCAAAGUCCUCCAGCACCUGAAAGAGCUCCUUGUUUUGGCCAUCGUGCAUUGCCAAUGCUGCUUCCUGCUUCACCCAGGUCCAAACCUUUCGCAUCUAAGUGAUCUCAGCACUGAAAAUCUGCAGGAAGAUGCCAUGGUGCUCUCCCUGCUGAUCCAUGAUGGCUGGAAGACCAUCCGCUUUGACAUCGUCCCCAUGGUGAAGAGGUGGCAGGAGCUGCUCCAGCUCAUGGGGCAGCAGAGUGACAGAGGCUUCCAUGAAGGCAGCCUCUGGAAGGCCAAGGAAAAGGCCUGCUACAUCCCUGCCUCUCCCCAUUGCCAUCAGUGAGCAGCUCAGCCAUGCACAAAGCAGGGCCAUGUGGGUGACUUGGGGGGGAUCCCCAUGCAUUCAGGUCAUUGCAGGUAUCCUCUCCCCAGCUGUGAGGAUACAGGUCUCCCAGUUUCUCAAGCCAGAUCCUCCACUGCGCACACUGACAGCUGGCAGGCAGACCCCAACCCCCGGGCCCUCCUGCAGCUACCCACUGAGGACAGGUCCUGCUGGGACACAGCCUGCUUUGACAUCCUGCUCAGCCAGGAAAUUCCAGACCCUCAGCUGUUCCAGAUGUACCAGAUCCAGGAUGGUGCACACCACUCAGGAAUGUGCCAGCUCCUCUCCAAGAUCCAGUGAUAAAUCCCUCAGCAGAGCUCAGAGCGAUCAUGCUGCCA